AUGAGUGAAGAAAACCUUUUCGAUUCUUCUAUUGAAAAACCACAAUACGAAGUAACCGAUUAUUCAAGCAAACAUUCUAAUUUACCUCCUCAUUUCCUAGGUUUAAAUACAAUCAAUAACUCAGAGGAAUCUGAUUUAAAAGAAUUCGUUAAAAGUCAUGGUGGUCAUUCCAUAAUCUCAAAAGUUUUAAUAGCAAACAACGGUAUCGCUGCUGUAAAAGAAAUAAGAUCAGUAAGAAAAUGGGCGUACGAAACUUUUGGUAACGAAAGAAUUGUCCAAUUCGUAGCAAUGGCUACUCCUGAAGAUUUAGAAGCAAACGCUGAAUACAUUAGAAUGGCAGAUCAAUAUAUCGAAGUUCCAGGUGGUACAAAUAACAAUAAUUAUGCAAACGUGGAUUUAAUCGUAGAUAUCGCUGAAAGAUGUGAUGUCGAUGCUGUUUGGGCAGGUUGGGGCCAUGCCUCUGAAAACCCUCAUUUACCUGAAAAAUUAACUCAAUCAAAGAGAAAAGUAAUAUUUAUUGGUCCUCCAGGUAAUGCUAUGAGAUCGUUAGGUGAUAAAAUCUCAAGUACAAUUGUUGCUCAACAUGCUAAGGUACCUUGUAUUCCUUGGUCAGGUACUGGUGUCGACAAGGUCCAUAUCGAUGAUCAAACCGGUCUUGUAUCAGUCGAUGAUGAUAUUUAUGAAAAAGGUUGUUGUUCAUCUCCUGAAGAUGGUCUAGUAAAGGCUAAAAAAAUCGGUUUCCCAGUUAUGAUUAAAGCCUCCGAAGGUGGUGGUGGUAAAGGUAUUAGAAAAGUAGAAAGAGAAGAAGAUUUUGUCUCUUUGUAUCACCAAGCUGCAAAUGAAAUUCCAGGUUCUCCAAUAUUUAUCAUGAAACUGGCUGGUAAUGCCCGUCAUUUAGAAGUACAAUUAUUAGCCGAUCAAUAUGGUACGAAUAUCUCAUUAUUCGGUCGUGAUUGUUCAGUUCAAAGAAGACAUCAAAAAAUUAUAGAAGAGGCUCCUGUAACUAUCGCUCCUAAUGUUACUUUCACCGAAAUGGAAAAAGCCGCUGUAAGACUAGGUAAAUUGGUUGGUUAUGUUUCAGCGGGUACUGUAGAGUACUUAUACUCUCACGAGGAUGAUAAAUUUUAUUUCUUGGAAUUAAAUCCAAGAUUACAAGUUGAGCAUCCAACUACAGAAAUGGUCAGUGGUGUAAAUUUACCUGCAGCCCAAUUACAAAUUGCUAUGGGUAUCCCAAUGCAUAGAAUUAGAGAUAUUAGAGUAUUAUACGGAUUAAAUCCUCAUACCGCUACAGAAAUUGAUUUUGAAUUCAAAUCUGACAGCUCUUUAAAGACCCAAAGAAGACCAACUCCAAAGGGCCAUUGUACUGCUUGUCGUAUAACUUCAGAAGAUCCAAAUGAAGGUUUUAAACCAUCCGGUGGUACUUUACAUGAAUUAAACUUCCGUUCAUCUUCUAACGUUUGGGGUUACUUCUCCGUCGGUAAUAAUGGUGGUAUUCAUUCUUUCUCAGAUUCUCAAUUCGGUCAUAUAUUUGCAUUUGGUGAAAAUAGACAAGCUUCAAGAAAGCAUAUGGUAGUAGCAUUAAAGGAAUUAUCAAUUAGAGGUGAUUUCAGAACUACAGUAGAAUACUUAAUUAAGUUGUUAGAAACAGAGGAUUUUGAAGAUAACACUAUAACAACCGGUUGGUUAGAUGAUUUAAUUUCUCAGAAGAUGACAGCUGAAAAACCAGAUCCAACUUUAGCAGUUAUUUGUGGUGCUGCAACUAAAGCAUUUAUUGCUUCAGAGGAUUGUCACCAAGAAUAUAUUGCGUCAUUGAAGAGAGGUCAAGUGGUUCAGAAAUCAGUGUUACAAACUAUGUUCCCUGUUGAAUUCAUCCAUGAGGGUAAAAGAUACAAAUUCACAGUAGCCCAAUCAGCUGAAGACAAAUAUACAUUAUUUAUUAAUGGAUCUAAAUGUGAAGUACGUGUACGCAAGUUAUCUGACGGCGGUUUAUUGAUUAACAUCGAUGGUAAGUCACAUACUAUUUAUUGGAAAGAUGAAGUUUCUGCAACUAGACUAUCUGUAGAUGGUAAAUCAACUUUACUUGAAGUUGAAAAUGAUCCAACUCAACUACGUACACCUUCUCCAGGUAAAUUGGUUAAGUUCCUUGUUGAGAAUGGUGAACAUAUCAUUACUGGUCAACCAUAUGCCGAAGUUGAAGUUAUGAAAAUGCAAAUGCCUUUAGUAGCUCAAGAGAGUGGUAUCAUACAAUUAUUAAAACAACCAGGUUCUACGAUAUCUGCUGGUGAUAUCAUUGCAAUUUUAACAUUAGAUGAUCCGUCUAAAGUCAAGCAUGCUUUGCCAUUUGAAGGUAUGUUACCUGAAUAUGGCUCUCCAACAAUCGAAGGAACUAAACCAGGUUACAAAUUCAAAUCCUUAGUCUCAACUCUAGAGAAUAUCUUAAAUGGUUACGAUAAUCAAGUUACUAUGAAUUCUUCAUUACAACAAUUAAUCGAAGUACUAAGAAAUGCUGAAUUACCAUAUUCUGAAUGGAACAUGAACAUUUCCGCGUUACACGCUAGAUUACCAAGUAAGCUUGAUGAUCAAUUAAAUCAACUGGUCGAACGUUCUUCUAAGCGUGGUGCCUCAUUCCCAGCUAGACAAUUGACAAAAAUAUUAGAGGUUGGUGUAAAACAAGCAGAAGCUGAUGCAUCUAUUUUAUCUGCUACUGUAGAACCACUAUUUGAUAUUACAAGACGUUAUGAGAAUGGUUUAGAGGCACAUGAACACGCUGUGUUUGUGGGCUUUUUAGAAGAGUACUACAAUGUUGAAAAGUUGUUUACAGGUCCAAAUGUCAGAGAAGAAAAUAUAAUUUUAAAAUUACGUGACGAAAAUUCUGAAAAUUUGGAAAGAGUUGUUUCAAUAGUGCUGUCUCAUGCGAAGGUGUCUGCCAAGAAUAAUUUAAUGCUAUCCAUUUUAAAGCACUAUCAGCCACUUUGUAAAAUGUCUUCUGAGGUUUCUUCAACUUUUUUGCCACCAUUACAACAUAUUGUGGAGCUAGAUUCCAAAUUAACUGCUAAAAUUGCAUUACAAGCAAGAGAAAUCUUAAUCCAAGGUGCUUUACCAACUGUUAAGGAGAGAACUGAACAAAUUGAACACAUUUUGAAGUCUUCUGUUGUGAAGGCUGCUUAUGGUCAAGCAAAUUCUAAACGUAUGGAACCAGAUGCUGAAAUUUUGAAAUCUUUAAUUGAUUCUAACUUUGUAGUAUUCGAUGUUUUAACUCCAUUUUUAAGCAAUUCUGACCCAGCUGUAGCUGCUGCUGCUGCCCAAGUUUAUGUUCGCCGUGCUUACAGAGCUUAUACUGUAGGCGAAGUUAGAAUUCACGAUUCAUAUACCCAUCCGGUUUGUGAAUGGAAAUUCCAAUUGCCAUCUGCUGCUUUUGCUGCUGCUCCUUCAAUUAGCAACAAAAUGGGUAUGAAUAGAGCAAUGUCUGUAUCAGAUUUAUCUUUCGUGGUCGAUAGCGAAAAUGCUCCUUUGAGAACUGGUUUGUUAAUUGCAUCAGAACAUUUGGAUGAUGUAGAUGAUGCUUUAUCUCAAAGUUUGGAAGUUAUUCCACGUCCAAGUGUAUCAAGUGGUCCAGGUCCUGCCAGAUCAAAUGGAAACUCUUCAUUAAGUAACGUCGCCAAUGUUUAUGUUCAUUCUGUUGAAGGUUUUGAAACUGAAGAAGAUGUUUUAAAAAGAUUAACUGAAAUUUUAGAGGUUAACAAACAAUCACUAAUCGAUUCUUCAAUCCGUCGUAUUACCUUUAUGUUCGGUUAUGAAGACGGUACAUAUCCAAAGUAUUUCACUUUCAAAGGUCCAAACUAUGCUGAGGAUGAGACUAUUCGUCACAUCGAGCCUGCUUUAGCUUUCCAAUUAGAAUUAGGAAGAAUGUCUAACUUUAACAUCAAGCCUAUUUUUACCGAGAAUAGAAAUAUUCAUGUCUACGAAGCAGUUAGUAAAACUUCUCCAUUAGAUAAGAGAUUUUUCACUAGGGGUAUUAUUAGAACAGGUAGUAUUCGUGAUGAGAUAUCCAUCCAGGAAUAUUUAACUUCAGAGGCUCAUAGAUUAAUGAGUGAUAUUUUGGAUAACUUGGAAAUUAUAGACACUUCUAAUUCGGAUUUGAACCAUAUUUUCAUCAAUUUUUCAGCUGUUUUUGACGUAUCUCCAGAAGAUGUUGAAGCUGCCUUCGGCGGCUUCUUGGAAAGAUUUGGUAAGCGUUUGUUGAGAUUGCGCGUUUCUUCUGCUGAAAUUCGUAUCAUUAUUAAAGAUCCUGUUACUGGAACUCCAGUACCACUUCGUGCUUUGAUUAACAACGUUUCAGGUUAUGUAGUUAAGGCUGAAUUAUAUACCGAAGUUAAGAGUGCUAGGGGUGACUGGAUAUUUAGGUCAUUGGGUAAACCAGGUUCUAUGCACUUGAGACCAAUCGCAACUCCAUACCCUGUCAAGGAAUGGUUACAACCAAAGCGUUACAAAGCCCAUUUAAUGGGUACCACAUAUGUGUAUGAUUUCCCAGAAUUAUUCCGUCAAGCAGCAACUAAUCAAUGGGCAAAACAUUCUUCAAAAGCUAAGUUAUCAGAUAAUUUUUUUGUUUCAAAUGAAUUAAUUGAAGAUGAAAAUGGAGAAUUGACUGAAGUUGAAAGAGAAGCCGGUGCUAAUUCUAUUGGUAUGGUCGCCUUUAAGAUUACUGUUAAAACACCAGAAUAUCCUCGUGGUCGUCAAUUUGUUGUAGUUGCUAAUGAUAUUACUUUCAAAAUUGGUUCAUUUGGCCCACAAGAAGAUGAAUUCUUUAAUAAGGUUACUGAAUAUGCCAGAAAGCGUGGUAUCCCAAGAAUUUACUUAUCUGCUAAUUCUGGUGCUAGAAUUGGUGUUGCUGAGGAAUUAAUUCCAUUGUUUAAGGUUGCUUGGAAUAAUGCAAAUGACCCAAGUGAAGGCUUUGAAUAUUUGUACUUGACUGCUGAAGAUAUGGGAGAAUUAAAGAAGUAUGACAAGGAAAAUUCUGUUAUUACUGAAAGAUCUGUUGAAAAUGGCGAGGAAAGAUUUGUCAUUAAGGCUAUUAUUGGUUCUGAAGAAGGUCUUGGUGUUGAAUGUUUGAGAGGUUCUGGUCUGAUUGCCGGUGCAACAUCAAGAGCUUAUCAUGACAUUUUUACAAUUACUUUGGUUACUUGUAGAUCCGUUGGUAUCGGUGCAUACCUAGUUAGGUUGGGUCAAAGAGUUAUUCAAAUCGAAGGCCAACCUAUCAUUUUAACUGGUGCUCCAGCUAUUAACAAGGUCUUGGGUAAGGAAGUCUAUGCAUCCAACUUACAGUUAGGUGGUACACAAAUUAUGUACAAUAAUGGUGUUUCUCAUUUGACUGCGUCUGAUGAUAUGGCUGGUAUUGAAAAAAUUUUACAGUGGUUAUCUUAUAUUCCAGCCAAACGUAAUAUGCCUGUCCCAAUUUUUGAAAGUUUAGAUAAAUGGGAUAGAGAUGUUGAUUACAAGCCUGAAUCUAACGAACAGUACGAUGUAAGAUGGAUGAUUGAAGGUCGUUCCAGCGAGCAGGGUUUCCAAUACGGUUUAUUCGAUAAAGGUUCAUUCUUCGAAACAUUAUCUGGAUGGGCUAAAGGUGUCGUUGUCGGUAGAGCACGUCUAGGUGGUAUCCCAUUGGGUGUUAUUGCAGUCGAGACUAGGUUGGUUGAAAAUUUGGUACCAGCUGAUCCAGCUAAUGCCGAUUCUACUGAAACAUUGAUUCAAGAAGCCGGUCAAGUUUGGUAUCCAAAUUCCGCAUUCAAGACCGCUCAAGCUAUUAACGAUUUUAACAACGGUGAACAAUUACCAUUGAUGAUUUUAGCCAAUUGGAGAGGUUUCUCAGGUGGUCAAAGGGACAUGUACAAUGAAGUCUUGAAAUAUGGUUCCUUUAUUGUUGAUGCUUUAGUUGAUUACAAACAACCAGUUAUGAUCUAUAUCCCACCAACUGGUGAAUUAAGAGGUGGUUCGUGGGUUGUUGUUGACCCUACUAUUAACCCUGAACAAAUGGAAAUGUACGCUGAUUGUGAAGCUAGAGCUGGUGUUUUAGAACCGGAAGGUAUGGUCACUAUCAAGUACCGUAGAGAAAAGUUAUUGGCUACUAUGAACAGAUUGGACGCUAAAUACAGAGAUUUGAAAAACAAAUUAUCUGAUCCUAACAUUUCUACUGAAGACCAACAAGAAAUUUCUAAACAGUUGGCUACUAGAGAAAAGCAGUUGAUGCCAAUUUACCACCAAGUUACAGUCCAAUUUGCCGAUUUACAUGACAGACCAAGUCGUAUGUUAGCUAAGGGUGUUAUCUCUAAGGAGAUCGAAUGGAAGAAUGCUCGUAGAUACUUCUUCUGGAGAAUUAGAAGAAGAUUAGAUGAAGAAUAUUUGAUCAAGAGAUUAGAUAAGGAAUUGAAGGACGCUACUAGAUUGGAAAAGAUUGCAAGAAUCAGAUCCUGGUAUCCAGCUUCAGUUAAUCACGAAGAUGAUAGACAAGUUUGUAAAUGGAUCGAAGAGAAUUACUCUACAUUAGAAGAAAGAUUUAAAGGUAUGAAGUUGGAAUCAUUUGCCCAAGAUUUAGCUAAGAGUAUUAGAAAUGAUCAUGAUGUUGCAAUUACUGGAUUAUCUGAAGUACUAAAGAUGUUAUCUACUGAGGAUAAAGAAAAAAUAUUAAAGAAUCUAAAGUAA
Molecule: messenger RNA, 6696 nt
Organism: Vanderwaltozyma polyspora DSM 70294
Lineage: Eukaryota; Fungi; Ascomycota; Saccharomycetes; Saccharomycetales; Saccharomycetaceae
Gene: ACC1
Product: acetyl-CoA carboxylase ACC1
Exons: 1
Coding region: 1-6696 (2231 amino acids)
Biological process (GO): fatty acid biosynthetic process
Molecular function (GO): ATP binding; metal ion binding; acetyl-CoA carboxylase activity
Source: RefSeq, a predicted model, not a curated record